AUGGAUUUACAAGAAGAUGUGGAUAUAAUUCUUCAUCGCAAUGAGCUAUAUAGCCUAGAACAACAGCCAUAUGAGCACAUGCAAAAUUACAUCACCAAGUUUCAGUGCAAAGUGGUGGAAAUUCGAUUGCUAGAUCCAGAAGUUGUUAUGACAGAUCAAGAGUUUAAUGCAAUUCUGUUUAAAGGGCUUGCAAUUCGUGCUAUGAACACACAUAAGCAGGGUGCUCCUCUAUCUUUAAUCGACUUGGAAAUAAGCACUCCAGAUAGAGGAGCACCCUGCUUAUGUGUGCUGAUUACCACAAAUCACCAUGGCAAUUCUGUCCCACUCAGCAACAUUGCCUUCACGUAUAACGGUUUUCUCAUGUUUGAUGAGCUGCUGUGUAAUUUUAGGGCUUUCUUAGUUUUCUUUCCCGCUGGGAGUGUUCUCAUUCUCUAUAGAGCACUAGGCCGUGAGGCUUUGCUUCUCUCAUCAGCCUGCUGCAAGCGUCGGAUCCCUUGUGAGAGCUUCCCCGGUGGUCGGAUUCAGGGCCAACGCCAUUGUCUUGACAAGCAUCCCCAGCAAGCGAGGUUGCUCCCUCACGGCAAAGCUUGCUUCAGUCCAGAAGAUCAUCGCCACCCAGCUCUCAAUCGAUCAGUCCAGCGUCACUCCGGCCGCCAAGUUCACCGAUCUUGGAGCCGACUCGCUCGAGGAUACUUUGAUUCGUCUCCAAAGGUUGAGGUGAUGAUGCAACUCGAGGAGAACUGCAAGAUCAGCCUGGGCGAGGAGCGAACCGAGAAGAUUGUCACCGUGCAAGACGCUGCCGAUUUGAUCCAGGAUGUAAUCGGCAAGUAGUGAAAGCGUUUUUUUUGGCGGCAUCGUUUUGGCGGAUCUCACCGAGAUUCGUUGACAUAUUUUAUUCUUUUCCUGUGAUCAAUUUUCAACUUUUUAUAGUAGAGCAAACAUUAAUGUCUUGUUAA
This is a messenger RNA of Selaginella moellendorffii, 956 nucleotides long. RefSeq lists its product as uncharacterized. NCBI's taxonomy places the organism in Eukaryota, Viridiplantae, Streptophyta, Lycopodiopsida, Selaginellales, Selaginellaceae. The record is from RefSeq and is a predicted model, not a curated record. Bases 1 to 831 code for a protein of 276 amino acids. The transcript is spliced from 4 exons.